Molecule: messenger RNA, 2049 nt
Organism: Vespula vulgaris
Lineage: Eukaryota; Metazoa; Arthropoda; Insecta; Hymenoptera; Vespidae
Gene: Tbh
Product: tyramine beta-hydroxylase
Exons: 10
Coding region: 151-1953 (600 amino acids)
Biological process (GO): dopamine catabolic process; norepinephrine biosynthetic process; octopamine biosynthetic process
Cellular component (GO): secretory granule membrane
Molecular function (GO): dopamine beta-monooxygenase activity; copper ion binding
Source: RefSeq, a predicted model, not a curated record
AUUUCACCCAUCAAAAACGAAACUGGUUGUAAAUACUAUAUCGAAGUAUAGCUUAAAUCACUUUGAACUGAUCGUCGUAAAAAGGAAAGCAACAAAAAAGUCAUAGCAAAAUUUCUAAGAUAUUAGUUUAAUAAAACAACGUUAUCGGCCAUGUUAUUUUUGAAUUUAUUAUUGUUACUUGUACCAACGAUUUUAAAUAUCGUCGUGGUUUUAUCCGUGCAUCAAACUCAUUCCGUUAACGUAAAUGAUAAUUUAAACGACGUGCACACGAUUCCUUUAGGAUCCGAGGCUACUUUUCAUUGGAGAGUGGAUUUAAUGAGCAAAUUGGUGAAGGUAGAGAUUCAUUAUACCGGUGAUCAAAAUACAUGGUUCGCUGUUGGUUUUUCGGAUUAUGGAGAAUUUAAACUUGCUGAUUAUUGUAUAUUAUGGAUUGAUUGGCAUCAACAAACUCAAUUACAGGAUGCUUGGUCGGACGUAGAAGGAAAACUAAUUGUCGAUAAGCAACAAAAUUGUGAAAAUUUCGCAUGGAAAAGAAGAGGCAAUCUGACCAAAUUUACAUUCACAAGAAAAUUCGAUACUUGCGAUGAACACGAUUAUAUUAUCGAGAGAGGCACAACCCAUAUCGUAUGGCUAAAGGGUCGAGGUCCAUUAACUUCCUUAGCAGGAUUGAAAAUAAAUGAUUCUAAAAGUUCUGGCAUGGCUAGAACAGAAUUGCUUCGAGUUACUCACAAAAAACCUAAAUUUCCUUCUAACGCCUGGCAAUACGACGUUACUGUGAAAGGUGUAAAAGUACCGAACAACGAGACGACAUAUUGGUGCCGAGUAUUUAAAUUACCUUCUCCUUUAAAACAAAAACAUCACAUUUUACAAUUUGGUCCAGUAAUUCAAACGGGUAACGAACAUUUAGUUCAUCAUAUUGAAGUCUUUCAUUGUGCUGGUCCAGUUGAUUUAGAAGUUCCAAUUUACGAAGGACCUUGCGAUAGUAACGAUCGACCAGAAAAAACUCAGAUAUGUAAGAAAGUACUGGCAGCUUGGGCUAUGGGAGCAGAUGCCUUUGUAUAUCCAGAAGAAGCUGGUUUGCCUAUCGGUGGUAAAGAUUUUAAUCAACACGUCAUGUUAGAAGUUCAUUACAAUAAUCCUGAACUCCAAGCUGGUAAGACAGAUUCUUCAGGGAUUCGUUUUAUUUUCACGAAAAGUUUGAGGAAAUACGAUGCUGGGGUGAUCGAAUUGGGAUUAGAAUAUACAGAUAAAAUGGCUAUACCACCCCAACAGGAAUCAUUCAUUUUAUCUGGCCAUUGUAUAACAGAAUGUACCGGAGUUGGUUUAUCUCAAAGUGGAAUAUAUGUAUUUGGUUCUCAAUUACAUACACAUUUAACUGGUACCAAAGUGGUAACUCGUCAUUUCAGAGAUGGAAAAGAAUUACCUCUUUUGAAUUAUGAUAAUCAUUAUUCUACACAUUUCCAAGAAAUCAGAUUACUUCCUAAACCCGUUAAGAUUCUACCCGGUGAUUCUUUGAUAACAACUUGUACGUAUAAUACUAUGCAAAGAGAUAAUAUUACUUUGGGUGGUUUUGCCAUAUCCGAUGAAAUGUGUGUUAAUUAUAUACAUUAUUAUCCUAAUACACGUUUAGAGGUAUGUAAAAGUGCUAUUAGCGAUGAUGCACUGAGAACAUAUUUUCGUUAUAUGAGAGAAUGGGAAAAUCAAAAUACGAGUAUAGAAAAGGGAAUAUCAGAUAAUUAUAAAAGUAUCGAAUGGACUAAAAUUCGCGUUGAAGCUCUUCAUGAUGUUUAUCAGGCUGCUCCUUUAGGAAUGCAAUGCAAUGGAUCUGAUGGAUCUCGAUUACCUGGUUUGUGGGAUAACAUAGCCACAACUCCUAUCAGAUUACCUUUACCACCACCUGCUAGAGAUUGCUUUGAUUUCUCAUUUAGAACAGAUGCUAUGGAUUCGAUGUAAUCUACUUUAACUUAAGUGCAGUAUUCUUAGUAUAAUAAGUAGUGAUAAUAAAUUAUUUCAGUUCUAUGUGAGAGAAAAUAAAUCAAAUAUUUAAUC